This is a messenger RNA of Cynoglossus semilaevis (tongue sole), 2922 nucleotides long. It is a transcript of the gene kcnq1.1, whose product is annotated as potassium voltage-gated channel, KQT-like subfamily, member 1.1. The record is from RefSeq and is a predicted model, not a curated record. The transcript is spliced from 17 exons. NCBI's taxonomy places the organism in Eukaryota, Metazoa, Chordata, Actinopteri, Pleuronectiformes, Cynoglossidae. Gene Ontology annotation, molecular function: voltage-gated potassium channel activity. The coding region runs from base 303 to 2306 and encodes 667 amino acids. Gene Ontology annotation, cellular component: membrane; voltage-gated potassium channel complex. Gene Ontology annotation, biological process: potassium ion transmembrane transport.
CUGGCGCCCACAGCUCUUCAUGCUGAUAAGUGCUGUGACACAGGCAGGGAACAUUCAUUCAGGGCUGUGACGCGUCAUAUCCUCGGCAGCCCAGAGAGCUGUAAAGUUAAAUUAAAGAAACGCCAUCGCUGUGAUUUGGAGCAUUCAUAACACUGUUUAUGUUACAGUUUUAUGCACCCUGGCACGAUCGGCCGCGCAACAGAAGGUGAGCGCACAUGGGCGAACAUUUGUCCGUGGCAGUCGGUGGACGAAAAUAACGGGAAAAAGUUCUUCCACUCACAUAGGAGUUAGUGGGAGUUAUUAUGUCUCAGUGCGCUUCCCAUCGGAGGAGCACACCGGGGUCUUCUGCGGAGACACGUGGUAAUAGACCCCUGGAUUUAGAGCUGUCGGAAACCACUUUCAGCUCGCCUGAGGCAGAGACCCCAGUUAACACGGAGACUUUUCCUGAAAGACAACACAUGCCAGCAGACGGUAAAACCCGCAGAGAUGCCCCACCCGUCAGACUCAACCCGUACUUAUCAUCUCAUCCACGAAUGUCUGUGCGGAUGUCGGUGUACAGCACAGGGGUCCGACCGGUCCUCACGCGCACCUACAUCCAAGGACGCGUGUACAACUUUUUGGAAAGACCGUCUGGUUGGAAGUGCUUCGUGUAUCACUUCACAGUCUUCCUCAUUGUUCUGGCCUGUCUGUUCCUGAGUGUUCUCUCUACUAUAGAAGAGUACCAGAACUUGGCUCACACAACACUGUUUUGGGUGGAGAUCUUCCUGGUGGUGUUCUUCGGCUUGGAGUAUUUUGUCCGUCUGUGGUCCGCGGGCUGCCGCAGUAAAUACGUCGGCAUCCGGGGUCGGCUGCGAUUUGCCAGGAAGCCAAUAUCUAUUAUUGACUUGAUUGUUGUUGUCGCCUCAGUAAUUGUGCUGUCGGUGGGCUCCAAAGGACAGGUGUUUGCCACUUCUGCAAUAAGAGGGAUUCGCUUCCUGCAGAUCUUGCGUAUGCUGCAUGUUGACCGUCAGGGAGGAACGUGGCGUCUCCUGGGUUCUGUUGUCUUCAUCCAUCGGCAGGAACUGAUCACCACUUUAUACAUCGGCUUCCUGAGUUUGAUCUUCUCCUCGUACUUUGUCUAUCUGGCAGAAAAGGAUUGGGCGGGCAACGGUGACCAUUUCAGGAACUAUGCAGAUGCUUUGUGGUGGGGAGUGGUAACGGUGACUACCAUCGGUUACGGAGACCUGGUGCCACAGACCUGGAUUGGAAAGACAAUAGCAUCCUGUUUUUCCGUCUUUGCCAUUUCUUUCUUUGCACUGCCUGCAGGAAUUCUGGGCUCUGGCUUUGCCCUGAAGGUGCAGCAAAAGCAAAGACAGAAACACUUCAAUAGACAGAUCCCUGCAGCUGCCUGUCUUAUUCAGACUUCGUGGAGAUGUUUUGCAGUGGAGAACUUUGAGUCGGCCACGUUCAGGAUGUUUUUGAGUAGGAGAUCCAACGUCCCCACGUCAACUUUGUCCACACCCAAGUCCAAGAAAUCGGUGAAGAUAAGAAGGAAGCAGACAAACUCUGAUAAGGACAACGGCCCUGCCUCUCCCACAAUUCCCAGCAUCACCUUUGACUCUGUCUUUGAUGACAGGAAGGAGCCAAGUUCAGAUGUUUACAGCACUGUGGGCACAGACCGUCAGCAGUCAUGGACGUCUUUAUCCUCUCUUCAGUUCAGCUCAUCAUCUCCAGACAAAAGAAACCCUGGACUUUUGGACGUCCAGUCCUCUGGUCCUCUGCAGAGACACUGCAGCUUUGCAGAUGACCUGGAGCUGGAGUCGGAGAGAGAGAGCGAACUGACUCCCGUCACCUCCGUGUCACAACUGACAGAGUCACAUCGAACAGCCAUCAGGGUGAUCCAGAGGAUGCGGUACUUUGUUGCCAAAAGAAAGUUUCAGCAAGCCCGGAAGCCGUAUGACGUGCGGGACGUGAUUGAACAAUACUCCCAGGGUCACCUGAACCUCAUGGUGCGAAUUAAGGAGUUGCAGAGGAGAUUAGAUCAGUCUUUAGGGAAGAUAAGUUUGUUCCAGGCGAGCUCAGACAGGGCCAGAGACAAAGGCAACAACUCAGUGGGCUGCAGACUUAACAGGAUUGAAGAUAAGGUAACUCACAUGGAGCAGACGCUGAGCCACAUUGCAAAAUCCCUUGCUGUUUUGCUCGACCAGAGGGAUGUCGGCAGAGAUGAAGGCAGAGGCCGGUCGAGGCCGCAGCAUGGACUAAGCAGUAAUGUCGUACCCAGCCAGGAUAGCCUGCCAAGCUACGACCAGCUGUCUUCAUCACCUUAGUCCGUCUCCUCCAACAUGGCCAGUGCUGCAGCCUGCCCAACUCUGCCCCUCAGAACUGCUGCCAGUCAGGUUGGAAACUGCUAAAAUAAAAAAUCUUUUUUUUUCUUUUUUUUUUCAAACUCAUAAAUGGUUCCACAUUUCUGAAUGUGUUUAUCAGAAGUAGCAGCUGUUGCUUUGCAGAGCAGUAUUGUAAUGAAAUUUAUGCAAAAUAUCUCAUGAGACGUGCGAUACGUGUGAUGUAUGUGAGCAGGAAAUCAUCAUUCAAUGUUGCAACGGCUGCUUUUUCUACUUUGAUUGUUGAAUAUAAAUGUCUGUUACAAUAUUCUACUUGAAAUGUUUUUUUUUUUCAGAUUGAUUCCAGAGACACUGCUCUGACUUCAACAUCAUGUUUUAGCAUAUUUAGAAAACAAUGAUGCCUUGGUCUCCAUUGUGUCUUAUGAUUCAAAUAUAUAUGAUAUGCAGUAUAUUGUUUUAAAUGUGUUAUAUCGUAGAGUAGUGAAUUGUUGGUGCUUCACUUGAAAUGACUCACCUGAUUUAAACUGUAUCCACUAUACUAUAUAUUUUACCAUUGUUGAAUAAAGAGAAAUAAUCUGUAGCAAUAAAAAUGUAAACAUUC